Molecule: messenger RNA, 1585 nt
Organism: Paramisgurnus dabryanus
Lineage: Eukaryota; Metazoa; Chordata; Actinopteri; Cypriniformes; Cobitidae
Source: RefSeq, a predicted model, not a curated record
AAGUUUUUACAGAAAUUAGUCAAAAUGGAUUUAUUGCGUGUGUAUUUUCUUUCUCAGACUUUUAUCUCCCUGUGUUUCUGAUCUGUUGUCCAAAUAUCAUCAUGUUCUUUGCAUUUGUCCUCUGGGGUGUUUCUGAAGGAUUUCUGAAUGAGACGCUGACUUGCUGUGCUCUGUUUUUCCUACGGCCUCUAAUGUUGCUUUGGUCUGAACCUAAAGUUGACGACUUUCCAGAACCUGACUGCACCUCACAGGAACACAUUUGUUUGUUUAUUUGUUUGCAGUUGACAAUGACAACAUAACAAAAAUGGCACGUUACAGCCUUCGUCUAGAAUAUAUUCUUUUCACUGGCGUUGUUUUUUCAGUUCUUUAUGUUGGGAAUCUUGGGAAUCAACUCCUGCAUUAUUCAGCGUUUGAAAGACGCAUGAUAACAUCCUUGUUUGGGAUAAUGCCUUUCAUGUGUUUCAUCAUUAUAAUUUACAUACUUUUAGUUUAUUCUGAUGUGGUAUUUACUGCAGAGAGAACUUCAUUAACACUCAACAUCAUGGCUUUUAUAAGCUAUGAUAUUCUGCCUCCAUUACAACUUGUCCUUCUGUUUUAUGCAUUCGGUGAUGCCAGCGGAACAUUUCUCAUUGCUGGAGUUUUACCAGUGAUCAUAAUUGUGGCAAGAUUUGACUGGAAUUUUAUAUGUGGAAAUGAAGGAUUCGGAUGUUCAGAUUGGGUCAUAAGAACAGCGUGGUUAAUAUUAACAUUACUGAUGAAUAUACUAUUGGCCUUGUUUUACACCAUGGCACUGGAAAAUGAGGAAGAAAAGGCUGGAUGGGCUAGUUUAAUCCUGUUUCUUCAAAUACUAUGGGCCGUUCUUAACUUCAGGCGUUCAUUUAAUCAUUGGGGUGUUAAGAAGAAUGUCAUUGUGUUUGGGUUUGGAUCAGUCGGUGUUGUUUUUAUCAACGCUGUUGCACUGAUGACUGAACUGAUAGUGAAAACAGUUAAUGGUGAGCGUUCAAUAGGAGAUUUGAGAAUACCUGUCUUUACAUCUGAAAGUCUCUUUACUGUGUGUCUGUUGAUUCUUCAGAUAUAUGACAUAUCUGGGGAAUAUGACCAAUCAGAGACUCAGCGGCGUCGUAAGCCCUCCUUUACACAACGUUACUACAGCAGAGGACAGAACCACAUCACAGCAGAAACAAGCCAUGAAACAAUUCAACUACAAGAGCAAGCCUGAAAUCAGACUCAAGUCAACAUUUUUGAAUUUUAGAAAUAAAGUAAGUAACUUGACCUGUAGGGCUUCACUUGGAUUUAACGUUUAGCGGUUGAUGUUUAUGGUUGUCCUGAUGUUGAAUGCAUGAAUGUUAAUAUAUUUAUUUAUUAUUGCUUCAUAGUUUACUUGUAAUUUGACCCAACAAUGUUCUUUGCAGUAUAAAAUAUGACAUGUUCUUGGAAAAAACAGUGAGUUUCACAACAGUGAGUUUUCCAGGUUUUUUGGGAACUGCUAUCUUACAGGACCUGAAGUGGAAGACCCACAUACAUAGGUGUCAUUUACACUGGGGACGCUGGGGACAUGUCCCCACCACUUUUUGUAAUGGCUGAU